Messenger RNA from Chrysoperla carnea, 594 nucleotides. RefSeq lists its product as uncharacterized. The coding region runs from base 34 to 594 and encodes 186 amino acids. The transcript has 2 exons. Lineage: Eukaryota; Metazoa; Arthropoda; Insecta; Neuroptera; Chrysopidae. The record is from RefSeq and is a predicted model, not a curated record.
AAUUAAUAAGCAAAGCAGAGCGUACUUUAAAAAAUGUUUUCUUUGUUGAUUUUUUCAAUCAUUUUUACCAAUGGUAUUAUCAGCUUAGAGGCCCAGUCUAAUGGACCAUCACCAGCACCAAAUGGACCUUCUGAGAACCUUUUUGGGGUGUCGUUUCCGCAACCAGAAGCUGCAGCUAGUGCUUUGAGUCUCGGGCCUAACAGAGGUUAUGGCACCUGCAGGUACGAAGGAAUUAUAGAACAUUGUGAUACAAGUUGUCUUCAAUAUUUCUCCCGUAUCAGGUUUUCAACAAGAGGCUGUGAUAGCUGUGUUUGUGAUAGUCCAAAUUCAAGACAUUGUGAUGUAUCUAGAUGUCUAAGACAAGAGCCUCGAAAAGCACCAACUUUCGAAGAAUUAUUAAAAGAAUUCCAUGAUAAUGAUAAAAAUUGGGGGUGUAAAUUAGUACAAGUAGAAAAAAAAUUUUACAGAAUGUGCCCUUAUGAGGCUUCUCGAAAAUCAAACAAUGAUGUUCCUUUUUUUCCAUCAAACUAUGUUGUACCAGAACCUGACUACUCCCUGUUUCCUUCGUUACUCCAACCUUCUUUUCCUUGGUAG